GGAGGGGAAACCGAAUCGUCCGAUUUGUUGGUGGCGUUCGAGGUGCGCCAUUUUGUCCAGACACCGUGGUGAUUGGGUUUGGAAAACGGUACUGGAGCCAAUCAGAGGGAAUUCGGGCGGCGGAGAAACGGUGAAAGAGACAGCGGUUCGGAGGGGAUUGUGUCAGAGCGGGAGUGAGCUGAGCUGAGGGGGCGGAGCAGAGCAGCCGGGAGUGAGAUCAUGGAACAGUUCACCACGGCAACCACCACCAGUGGGGAGCAGAUCCUGGUGCAAACGACAGGCGGACAGCUACAGCAGCAGGGCACAGUAACCGCGGUAGCCACGGUGCAGCUGCAAGCUGAAGCUCCGGGGGCCAGCCAGCAGGUGCAGACGCUCCAGGGGCAGCCGCUGAUGGUGCAGGUGAGCGGGGGGCAGCUCAUUACCUCCACAGGGCAGCCUCUCAUGGUGCAGGCCAUGUCCGGAGGCCAGGGACAGACCAUCAUGCAGCUGCCCAUGGCGGGAGGGCAGGGGCUGCAGCAGAUCCAGCUGCUGCAGCCGGGGCAGAUCCAGCUGCAGGGGGCGCCAGCGGGCCAGACCCAGCAGAUCAUCAUCCAGCAGCCGCAGACGGCCGUCACUGCCGGCCAGAACCAGGGGCAGAUCACAUUGCAGGGGCAGCAGCUGGCCCAGACGGCAGAGGGGCAGACCAUAGUGUACCAACCAGUCAACGCCGACGGCACCAUCCUGCAGCAAGGAAUGAUCACCAUACCGGCUUCCAGCCUGGCCGCGGCGCAGAUCGUGCAGACGGGCGCCAGCACGCCCACCACCAACAGCACCGUCACCGUCACCCUGCCCAUGUCCGGCAACAUGGUCAACGCCGGCGGCAUGGUCAUGAUGAUGCCAGGCAGCAGCGCGGUUCCCACCGUGCAGCGGAUGCCGUUGCCGGGGGCGGAGGUGCUGGAGGAGGAGCCUCUGUACGUCAACGCCAAGCAGUACCACCGCAUCCUGAAGAGACGGCAGGCCCGCGCCAAGCUGGAGGCCGAGGGCAAGGUCCCCAAAGAGAGGAAGAAAUACCUGCACGAGUCCCGGCACCGGCACGCCAUGCAUCGCAAACGGGGGGACGGCGGGCGCUUCUUCUCCCCAAAGGAGAAGGAGGAAAUGGCAUUGGCUCUGCAGGUCCAGCAGGAGUCCUAGAUGGGCAGGGACAGUGGCACAGAUGAUCCGUGUGUCUUAGGGCUGGGCACCCUCCAGCCCACGUCCACCCCCCCCCCCACCCCUCGUGUGCGCACACACGCGUGUGCAGAUCGUCCAGGAUGCCGCACAAAACACAUUGCCAGAAGCUCCAAGCACCAAAACACCCGCCUGGAAUCCAGCCUGUUUUCAUCAGUCAGCUAACCAACCAACCCGUUUCUGUGUAGUGCCACUAUAAGUCCCAAAUCUUACCCACAGUGCUUCACAGUCAGCCUGGUGACUGCCACAGUUUUCAGGCCGUAGUUUUGUCAACAAAGCACGGUCUGAAGGUUCUGAACAAGAGGCUGAACCACGACCGCUCAGUUUGCCAUUAUCAGGUUAUUUAUUUUCUUAGCACAAGAGCAACCUACAGAGAUUAAAAUUUUUUUCAUACAGUCUGUUUAUACAAGUUGGUAUUGUAUUAAAGCAAUUCAAGUUAAGUAUCUUAGACAAUGCUACAACUCAGUACCCUACCAGGGAAACAAAUCUGCAACAGGCUCUGUUUCCUAACCAGCACUGCCCCCCGUUCUACCACACUGGUGCCUCAUGCUGUCUGAGAAUCUGUUCUAGUGUCUCUGAAUUAGGCAGAAUGAACACCCACGUCCGCCCGGCUGUUCUCCGUGUCCUGAUCCUAGAGACAAAAUGGCUGCUCCCUGGUGACAGUGCCUAUCCGCACCCUUCCUCUGUCUUGGUCAGGUGGGGACCUACAGUCUGAAAUCCUCCAGGUGUAGCCGGUGCAUCCUGGGAAGGGACAGUACUGUAAUAAUUGCACAAAGGGAGCGAUACUGGUUAGUUUCCCUGCUAACAAAAACAUCUCCAUAGUGCCAGGGAAGGUUAAAGUAAGAUUUGGCAAUGAGGUGACAUUAUGAUGAAAACUUUCCUCAGACAGUUUUAAACAUUUUAUUGUUACAAAAAAGGGUCUGUCAAGCAGAAAAACACUCCAGGCAUGUCACAUAGAAACAUACUGGCCAAAUGCCUCUGAUGGCUAUUAUUAAGUCAUUAUGUCAGACUUUAUGCGUUGGCUAUGAGCGUCUGCCAACUGUCUAUACAGCAGGUAAAUGUUCUGGAUCAAAUUACCGACAUUGCCAAUGUGCUUAACUUUCCUGAUAAUAUUAACACGAAUGCCCAUCCAUCAUUCAGAUUCUCUUUCAAACUUGAGUAGCAAAUCUGAGCAUUCUUAGGAUUUUUCUUCAGUGUUUGUUGUGACUUAAAGAAGCCUUUCAGGGGGCAUCCAGGAAGAUGGACGGGUGUAGAUAAGUUGUUGUCAGGCUGUCUGGGCAACCGAUAGGCCGGCACAGUCUCUCUCUCUCCCUCACGUGCGUGUAGAUGAGCUAACCUGACUGACCUGUCGCCCGCGGUACCGUUUCUCUUUCCCAGCAUGCUCAGCGGCACCUCACCGAUCAAAGCAGCGAUGCUGUCUGCGCAGCUGGUGAAGUUAGAAGCGUCCCGUCAGUGUUGACGUCACAUUGCCAGCAUGCUGAACUCAGCCCACGUGAUGGUGGCAGUGUAGAAGGUCAUUGAACCCAACUGUAAAGUGGCGCAUUUUUUUCAAAGCAUUUGAAAAGAAAAACCAGGGAAUCUUAAGAAAAUAUGAGUGUUGGUGUAAAACGCAUCAAUCUGCUCAUCAAAAUGCAAAUGUAAUAUAUAGCCUUUCUGUUUGUUCCGAGAUAGUAACUAGCAAUGGCAAAGUUUACCAUCGCCUAAUUUGGUCUUGUAUAAGAUUUUUUUUUUUUUUUUUUGUAUAUCAGGGUCCAGGGAAGCAGAAAUGUUAACUAUCCUGAGAACUUUCAUGCUCUGCAGUUAUUAUAUAAUAAUAAUUAGCUCUGUAUGUUCCCUUUACACUGGUACAAAUUGCUUAGUUUUAAAAGGCAAGGUUGUGAAGAUAGCUUGUAGUAGUGAUAUUUGUUUUUAUUUUCCACAUUAACUUUUAAUAAUGAUAUACAAGAUAUUUGCGGAAGUUCACUUUAGUAUAUUAGGGAGUUAACCCAUUAGCAUUGGCUGUAAUGCAGAUUAACUGUAGCACUUAACACUGCAGUGCUAUAGCAAUUAAAGUUUCUUUGGAAAAUUUAGCGGAAUUUGACAGCCAUGCUCACUUGAUAGUUUGUCAUUUACCUGAGAUGUUGGGGGUUUGAAAAGUUACUCCUAUGCAUCAGAGCUGAAUUAAAUUUUAUUAAAUGGGUUCAUUAUGUUUCUGAAUCGGCAAAGUUCGCUGCCCUCCUUGUUUUGUGGUGUCUAAACGGGUUGCACACUGUAAGGUGAGUUAAUCUUUCAUUUGAAUGUGAAAGCAGGAGAGCUGUCUGUUGCUCUGAUGAGAGAUGUGCAUUGUUUCGCUUCUCUCCUGAGGGGUAGGAUUGGUGCCAGACCUGUCUGCAGGUUGGCUUGUUUUCCAGUUGGAAAGGGCAAAGCCUUAUGGCUUAUGGGUGACUUUUCUCAGAUGACACGGCACCACGAGCGGCCGUGUUUCCCAUAUAGGGUUCAUACGCUAGCACAGUUGAGUUGUAUGGCACCAGUGAUUGGCUUACUCCUGCAAAUGGAGUUAAACUAGCAGAGAAAAGGCUUUGGCUGUGCUUUCUGUCAGGACAGUGCAGAGCUCUGGAAAUCGGCCUAGGGACAUUGGACUACGUGGAAGAGAAAUCCAUUUAGCUGUUGGUGAACUUGAUUUAGUUUUAUUUUUUUUUUAAAAAAUGUUGUGUUGAGGAAUAAGUAUGUGUGGUGGGAUGGCUCUUUGUCAAGCUUCUUUUCUUUCUGAAGUAAUUGCCUUCUUUCCAUCACAGAAAUAUUUUUUUUUCCUGUAAUGGUGUGUUAGUAAGCCUUUUUUUGUGCUAGAUGUAUGCCAAUUUCCUUUUUAGGUAAUUAAGUGAAAACUACCUUUUAGUGUUUGUUACAGAGAUGUUUUGUUUUGUGUUUUUGUAUGUGCACCACUCUAAGGGCUUUUAUUUUUUACUUUUCUUGGGGAAAGACAGAUCUUUGUGUACUAUGUAUAUAUGUAUAAAGUAAUUAUAUUACAUGAGUUAUCGAUUACAUGAUACACUGAUUAGAACUGUACAUUACCUGGUUAUUAAACUGAUUGCUUAUAUUAAAA
This is a messenger RNA of Anguilla rostrata (American eel), 4288 nucleotides long. RefSeq names its product nuclear transcription factor Y subunit alpha-like. Gene Ontology annotation, cellular component: CCAAT-binding factor complex. The record is from RefSeq and is a predicted model, not a curated record. NCBI's taxonomy places the organism in Eukaryota, Metazoa, Chordata, Actinopteri, Anguilliformes, Anguillidae. Gene Ontology annotation, biological process: regulation of transcription by RNA polymerase II. Gene Ontology annotation, molecular function: DNA-binding transcription factor activity, RNA polymerase II-specific; DNA binding. The transcript is spliced from 10 exons. The coding region runs from base 220 to 1170 and encodes 316 amino acids.